This is a messenger RNA of Panicum hallii, 360 nucleotides long. Its product is annotated as pollen allergen Phl p 2-like. NCBI's taxonomy places the organism in Eukaryota, Viridiplantae, Streptophyta, Magnoliopsida, Poales, Poaceae. The record is from RefSeq and is a predicted model, not a curated record. Gene Ontology annotation, cellular component: extracellular region. The transcript has a single exon. Bases 1 to 360 code for a protein of 119 amino acids.
AUGGCCUCCAGGUCGUCCUCUAUCCUCCUCGCCGCCGCGGCGCUGGCCGCGCUUCUGGUCGUUGGCUCCUGCGCCUCCGCGCUCACCUUCAAGACCGGCCCGGGCUGCAGCAAAACCAAACUGGUCCUCAUCCCCAGCGCCGCUAUCUCCGAGGUGGAGGUCAAGGAGAAGGGCGCCGACGACUUCACGGCGCUCAAGGAGGGGCCGACCGGCACCUGGACCCUCGAGGGCAAGGAGGCGCUCAAGGGCCCCUUCUCCAUCCGCUUCGCCGCCAAGUCCGGCGGCUACCGCGUCAUCGACGACGCCAUCCCCACCGACUUCAAGUCCGACUCCGACUACAAGACCAGCAUGCAGGUCUAA